This is a messenger RNA of Sphenostylis stenocarpa, 2604 nucleotides long. NCBI's taxonomy places the organism in Eukaryota, Viridiplantae, Streptophyta, Magnoliopsida, Fabales, Fabaceae. The record is from the annotation of a GenBank genome assembly.
AUGGAGGAGCCUCAGUACCGCGAACAUCCCAAAACCAAAAUCGCCACCAUUCCGCCGCCGCAGCCGCCGCACUCCGACGGCGCCACCCCCGAAUUGCGCGGCGUGGAUUGCAACCUUGCUUCCCUCUGCGAGCAUGUCCAAAUCGAAGGCUUCAAUUCGGGUUCCUUCUCCGAUAUCGUCGUCAAUGCCAUGGGUUCCACUUAUCACCUUCAUCGGCUUAUCCUCUCUCGCAGUUCGUAUUUCAGGAACAUGCUUCACGGGCCUUGGAAAGAAGCCAGUGCUCCUGUUGUGACUCUGCAUGUUGAUGAUAAGAAUGUUAAUGAUGAGGCAAUUGCAAUGUCUUUGGCAUAUCUAUAUGGGCAACACCCUAAGCUUAACGAUAAUAAUGCAUUCCGGGUUCUUGCUGCUGCUUCCUUCCUUGACCUUCAGGACUUAUGUGGAAUUUGUACAGAUUUCAUUAUAUCUGAGCUCUGGACUUCAAACUUCUUGGCUUAUCAGGUAUUUGCGGAGAACCAAGACUAUGGCAUUCAUGGGGAGCGUGUUAGAACUGCUUGCUGGGGCUACCUUUGUCAAAGUGGUGGCAUGGAAUUGAGAGAGGUGCUUCCUAAACUUUCAUCGCAAACAUUACAUGCAUUGCUGACUUCUAAUGAUCUGUGGAUACCCAAUGAAGAGACUCGGUUUGAAUUGGCUUUGCACACAUUCCUGGCAAAAGGUGCUCAUUGCAAGGUUGAACAUCCCGUGCAUGGAAUUUCUGGUUCUGAGUCUGCUACUGGUAUUCAUUCUGAUUUUAUUAAUGGCAAGGGAAAAAGUGUAAUAGAUAGCUGCACUGCUAAGAGGUUGGAAACUGACGUGGGGAAAAUGAGUCUUAAAAGUGAUCUAAAGGAUCCUAGCACUCCAAGUCUUCUAGUUGAGCUUGCAGAUCCAGUGGCAGACUUCAAUGAUGGGGUUUCGGUUUCCAAUGAACGGGUUCAACAAUCUUCGUAUGUCAGUUCACCAAACUUGAAUCCAAGAUAUACGUGUGACAUGGAAGGACCAUCAUUGGGAAAUUCGUUGCCUGAUACAGAUGGGAUGAGAACACCGUGUUAUGUCGAGAUGCCUCUUGGUACUGGAGCAACUGCUAUGGGAGCCCCUGGAGUCGGUAUUGAAGGGCCAUCUGAAGAAGGACCUUGUUACCAUUUGGAGAACAACAGUUGGUUAGUUAGGGAUCAAUCAAGACAUUGCUUUUCAUCAAAUUCUUGUAAUGAGCUCACAUCCAGUGAUUGGGGAAGAUAUGGAGCACCUUUUAUAUCUUGGAAUGGCCAAGUUGUUGGCAGAAAGCUUAACGCUCACCCCAGAGGAAACUUCAGAGGCCAUGGAGAUGAAUAUGAUGCAUUUUUCAAUAUAUUUGAAGGGGGUUCCCUUUUAUAUUGCAAUAUGUCUUUUGAUGCUCUUCUAAAUGUCAGAAAGCAACUUGAAGAAUUAGGUUUCCCUUGCAAAGCUGUCAAUGAUGGUCUUUGGCUGCAGAUGCUUCUUAGUCAGAGGGUACAGGAAAUUGCUGCUGAUACAUGCAAAGUUUGCUCCCUUAUGAAUUGCACUUGUCAGAAGCAAUUUACGUUUUCACAUGGAGCUUCUACAACUGGAUCUUACAUGCAAGAACAUAAUCAGAACAUUAUGCCUGGAAGUGCGGGAAACAUAUAUGUUGCUGAAUCUUCUGCGGGUGAAAGAAAUGGCACUUUUAGACCUGUACGAGUACAUGUUAGAGGUGCUAUUGAUGGACUUGCAGGUAUUGGCCGUGGAACUACUUUUGUUCCAGCAUCAGCUUCGGCUCCUACACGUGUUGUCUUUUCUCGUGUACCAUUUGGUGUUGGCAACAGAAACUAUCCUCAGUCUGCAGCAAAUGAUGAUUCUGAGACACGUGCUGACCCCAAUGGAGACCUGUCUGGAGAUGGGUUGACAGCUUUAGUCGGGUUAAGCCUGGGAGGGAGUAAUGGAACAAAUGUACAUACAGACCUAACACAAAGGGGAUAUGAAAUGGGCAUGCAAAGCAGCAUGUCUGGAAGUACUUCUGGAGGUGCAAGUACUGGUGGCAUUCCCAUGCAGAUGUUAGAGACACCAGAAAAUACAAUUGGUAUAGAUUGGGACAAUGUCAACAGUACUUCUAUAUCACUGGAUAUGAAAACACCUUUAAGCCAUUUCCCCCCUUUCCGCUUUGGAGUACGUUUUGAGGAUGUGCAUAGGCUUGGUGAUGGCCAGGUCAAGCAUUCUCCAGAAGUUUUCUAUGCUGGUUCUUUGUGGAAGGUCAGUGUACAAGCUUUUAAUGAUGAAGACCUCCAGGGGCGGCGAACCCUUGGGUUGUUUCUUCAUCGUCGGAAAGCAGAGAUAACUGAUAUACAUAGGAAGGUGCACAUGUAUGUUGACUCACGUGAAAAGGUGACUGCACGCUACCAGUUGACUGUUCCAUCCAAGAGGGAAAUGAUGGUGUUUGGAAGCUUUAAACAAACAGGCACACUUCUACCUAAAGCUCCCAAGGGAUGGGGUUGGCGAACUGCUCUGCUAUUUGAUGAGCUUGCUGAUCUUCUCCAAAACGGUGCCCUAAGGGUCAUUGCUGUAGUGCAGCUUGUAUGA